Messenger RNA from Pestalotiopsis fici W106-1, 513 nucleotides. RefSeq lists its product as uncharacterized. The transcript has a single exon. The record is from RefSeq and is a predicted model, not a curated record. Gene Ontology annotation, cellular component: extracellular region. Bases 1 to 513 code for a protein of 170 amino acids. NCBI's taxonomy places the organism in Eukaryota, Fungi, Ascomycota, Sordariomycetes, Amphisphaeriales, Sporocadaceae.
AUGUUUAGUAUUGCGCUGCAACUCAUCUUCGCUGUUCUCACUGCUGCUCAUCGCGAUGUGAGCCAAACUCUCAAUGACCUUCACGAUAUAACCGCGGGCGCAAAUAAUCUGACAACCAUUACCAACGCCUGGGAUGGUCAGAUCGCUGGCGCAAAUGACAUUAGUACAUCGACCAAUGUCCUCGCCGACCUAGUAGACACGGCCAACCACCACGCGGCCGAGGGAGAUGUGGCGACGAGCGAGGACUCGGUCGCCAUUCGCGAUUACAUCACCGAGACGAGCCAGCCUAGCGUUGCGGCCUCCAUUGAUGCCGUGGUGGCGCGCAAGGCAGACUUGGAUACGGCUGGCGCGUCGCCCGACAUUCUCGACGCCAUGCAGUCUCUCAAGAGCAAGGUGGAUGCGUACGCGACCACGCUUUGGGUCAUCACAUCCGAGGAUCAGAGGGACUCGGUUCGUUCAGCCAUUGGUCAGUUGGACACGGAUUUUGCCAAGGUCAUUGGUGCAUUCUCUUAA